ACACAGAUCAGAAAGGCUUGGGUUCCGUUCAUCAAUCAAUCAAUCAGAGAGACUCGUCGAGCAAAAUACGCGUAAUUGCUUAGAUUAUGUUCCCUUUUCUUCCUCCAGAGGAAUUUCCCCUCUUGAGCGAACACGAUGGGUUAUCUUAAUUACUAGUUUUUUCUUUUAGUUUCCAAGUGAUUCCCCAAUCGGCUUUAAUGGGGAAUAUACUGAGUUUGAAUAGUUCCACUUCCAAGAGUGAAUGGAGUGACCCUCGUGAUAUUUUGCAAGGUGAGGCUUGCAAGAGACAGAGGUUGUCAUCAAGCUUUAAUGAGGACAACUCAAGACUGAUUCCAGCCCUUCCUGAUGAGUUAUCACUUCAGAUUCUAGCCAGAGUUCCUCGCAUUAGUUACUUUAAUCUCAAGUUUAUUUCUCGUGCUUGGAAGGAGGCUCUUGUGAGUUCUGAACUAUUUGCUUUGAGAAAAGAACUCGGAACGGCUGAGGAAUGGCUCUACAUAUUAACAAAGGUCAAAGAUGAUAAGCUUUUAUGGUAUGCCUUGGACACUCUUUCAGGAAGAUGGCAGAGAUUGCCACCGAUGCCAAAUGUCACCUUUGAAGAUGAAACAAAGGGUUUGACAGCCCUAAAAAUGUUGCGCAGGGUGGGGUCAAGCAUCAGAAUUGCUGAUGUCAUAAUGAGCUGGCUUGGGAGGCGAGAUGCCCUAGAUCGGAUGCCAUUUUGUGGUUGCUCAAUUGAAGCUAUUGAUGGUUGCAUCUAUGCUUUAGGAGGAUUUUUAAAGCUUCAGCAUGAAAUCUGUUGGCGAUAUGAUCCUGUGAAAAAUUCUUGGAGUGAGGCUAGUCCAAUGUCAGUUGGUAGAGCCUAUUGUAAAACAGGUAUAUUGAAUGGCAAGCUUUAUGUUGUUGGAGGAAUUACUAGGGGUCCUGGUGGACUUACCCCUCUUCAAUCUGCAGAAGUGUAUGACCCACAUACUGGUGUGUGGUCUGAAUUGCCAAGCAUGCCUUUUGCAAAAGCUCAGUGCUACCAACUGCAUUUUCUGGCUGACCUGCUCAAGCCUAUUGCCACAGGAAUGACAUCGUAUAAGGGAAAGUUAUUCGUUCCUCAGAGUUUGUAUUGCUGGCCAUUUUUUGUUGAUGUUGGUGGAGAAGCUUAUGAUCCAGAUUCAAAUUCAUGGUUUGAAAUGCCAAUUGGUAUGGGUGAAGGUUGGCCGGCACGGCAAGCCGGGACAAAACUUAGCGUCACUGUCAAUGGUGAUUUAUAUGCACUGGAUCCUUCAAACUCUCUCGACAGUGCAAAGAUCAAGUUAUAUGACCAUGGAGAUGAUGCUUGGAAAACUGUUGCAGGAAAUGUUCCAAUCCAUGAUUUCACGGAUUCAGAAUCUCCCUAUCUUUUGGCUAGUUCACAUGGAAAGCUCCUAGUAAUAACCAAAGAUGCCAAUCACAAUAUUACAGUGUUGCAGGCUGACCUGCAAAAUGAUUCAUCAUCCUCUCGAUCUUUGUCGGCAUCAUCAGAUGAUGAUUCACUCAGUAAACAUGCUGAUCCGUCUGAGGAAUCUGAGAGAGAGCUUUGGAGGGUUCUUGCAACAAGGAAUGGUAGAUCCGCUGAACUAGUUAGCUGCCAAUCCCUUAAAGUUUGAUUGUGGAUAAUACUUGAAUAAAAUUUUAAGUGUCUGUUAUCAAAAUCUUCAAUCAAAAUAUAACCCAAUAGUAUUUUUGGAAACUAUAUGAUGUAGAGUUUUAAAAGGAGUUUAUGCCUUAUGUUUUAUUGGAGAAUCAAAUAGUGAACAUCUUAAAAAUUGUAACUAAGCUUUGCCCUUGAUU
Molecule: messenger RNA, 1815 nt
Organism: Prosopis cineraria
Lineage: Eukaryota; Viridiplantae; Streptophyta; Magnoliopsida; Fabales; Fabaceae
Product: F-box/kelch-repeat protein At1g22040-like
Molecular function (GO): protein binding
Source: RefSeq, a predicted model, not a curated record